This is a messenger RNA of Drosophila kikkawai, 2173 nucleotides long. RefSeq names its product long-chain-fatty-acid--CoA ligase heimdall. Gene Ontology annotation, molecular function: long-chain fatty acid-CoA ligase activity. NCBI's taxonomy places the organism in Eukaryota, Metazoa, Arthropoda, Insecta, Diptera, Drosophilidae. The record is from RefSeq and is a predicted model, not a curated record. Gene Ontology annotation, cellular component: endoplasmic reticulum; membrane.
UGCCGGGUUUAUUCGUCGCGAGUGCCUUCAGCAUGAACGAACUCAAGCCAGCCACACGCUACACCAGCACCUCUCUUCACGAGGCUGUCAAGCUGCGCCUGGACGAGCCGGGAUCCUUCUCGCAGGGAGUCGUCCCCCAAAACAUUCCACAAUUCUUCGCAGAGGUGUGCGAAAAGUAUCCGGAGCUUCCCGCCCUGGUGUGGGAAACCCCAGGAGCCGGAGUCGAUGGCUGGACAACUUUGAACUACCGCGGGUAUCAGGAGAAGGUGGAGCAGGCUGCCCUUAUGCUCUUGAGCGUGGGCCUCGAGGAGCGGAGUUCCGUGGGAAUCCUUGCCUUCAAUUGUCCGGAGUGGUUCUUUGCCCAGUUUGGCUGUCUGAGAGCUGGUGCUGUUGUGGCCGGAAUCUACCCCAGCAACUCGGCAGAGGCCGUUUAUCACGUCUUGGCCACCGGAGAGUCCACCGUAUGUGUGGUGGAUGAUGCCCAGCAAAUGGCCAAACUGAGAGCGAUCAAGGAUCGCCUGCCCCGACUGAAGGCGGUGAUCCAGCUGCACGGUCCUUUUGAGACCUUCGUCGACCAGGAGCCAGGCUACUUUAGUUGGCAGAAGCUGCAGGAAAUUACCUUUUGCAACGAGCUCAAGGAGGAGCUAAAGGCACGUGAAGGUCGAGUGUAUGCCAACGAGUGCGCCAUGCUGAUAUUCACUUCGGGUACUGUGGGCCUUCCCAAGGCUGUGAUGCUCACCCACGACAACAUCAUCUUUGAUACCAAGGCAGCGGCAGCUUGUCUGAAGGAUGUACAAAUCGGAAAGGAGAGUUUUGUCAGCUAUUUGCCCCUGAGUCAUGUGGCUGCCCAGAUCUUCGAUAUAUUUUUGGGACUAUCCCAUGCCGGAUGCGUGACAUUUGCUGACAAGGACGCCCUCAAGGGAACCUUGAUAAAGACCUUCCGUAAGGCGAGGCCUACAAAAAUGUUCGGAGUGCCGCGAGUCUUCGAGAAGCUUCAGGAGCGACUGGUGGCUGCGGAGGCCAAGGCAAAGCCUUACUCCAGGCUUAUUUUGGCACAAGCUCGAGCUGCGGUUGCCGAGCACCAGACCACAUUGAUUGAGGGCAAAAAACCUUCGAUUUACGGCAGUGCAAAAUACUGGCUGGCCUCUCGAAUCAUAAAGCCAAUUCGUGAGAUGAUAGGUCUGGACAAUUGCCGGAUUUUCUUGACUGGCGGAGCCCCCACCUCUGACGAGAUGAAGCAGUUUUUCCUAGGCCUGGACAUUGCUCUGGGCGAGUGCUAUGGGAUGUCGGAGAGCGGUGGUGCAAUCACUCUGAACGUCAAUAUCAAUAACCUGUACAGUGCGGGCACCUCAAUCGAGGGACUGACUUUGAAGAUCCAGGACCCGGAUAGCAAUGGCCAGGGGGAGAUUCUGAUGCGCGGUCGUAGCAUGUUUAUGGGUUACCUGGGACUGCAGGAGAAGACCGAAGAGGCCAUCAAGGAGGAUGGCUGGCUGCACUCCGGCGACUUGGGGUACAUCGAUCCCAAGGGAAACCUUGUGAUCUCUGGUCGGCUAAAGGAGCUCAUCAUCACCGCCGGCGGGGAGAACAUUCCUCCGGUGCACAUCGAGGAGCUAAUAAAGAAGGAGCUGCCCUGCGUGAGCAAUGUCCUCCUGGUCGGCGACCAUCGCAAAUAUCUGACAGUUUUGCUGUCCUUGAAGACGAAGUCCGAUGCCAAAACGGGGAUUCCAUUGGAUGCACUACGUGAGGAGACCGUCGAGUGGCUCCGCGAUUUGGACAUCCACGAGACCCGUCUCUCUAGUCUUCUCAGCAUACCAUCGGACCUACAGCUUCCCAACGACGCCGCAGCUGUGGCUGCUGCCCUGGACAUCACUGCCGAACCCAAGCUCCUUGAAGCCCUCGAAGAGGGUAUAAAGCGAGCGAACAAGAAUGCCAUCUCCAACGCUCAGCGGGUUCAGAAAUUCGCCCUCAUUCCCCACGAAUUCUCCCUGGCCACCGGAGAAUUGGGUCCGACGCUCAAGAUCCGGCGGAACAUUGUUCACGCCAAAUAUGCCAAGGUCAUUGAGCGCCUCUACAAGUAACUCAGCGAUGGUAAUCUCAGCCUACAAAUAUAAUACUCACAGUUUCGACUUGAUUAGACUUAAAUUGUAAUAAUCAUUAGUAUUUUAAGCAUUUG